This is a messenger RNA of Neolamprologus brichardi, 634 nucleotides long. The record is from RefSeq and is a predicted model, not a curated record. Lineage: Eukaryota; Metazoa; Chordata; Actinopteri; Cichliformes; Cichlidae.
UUAUUCCAUCAAAGACAUCUCUGUGGGUGGGAUGUGUAUCUGCUAUGGACAUGCUCAGAGCUGCCCACUUGACCCUGUUAGCAAGAAGUUUCAUUGUGUAUGUGAGCACAAUACUUGUGGAGAAAGCUGUAACGAAUGUUGCCCAGGUUACCAUCAGCAGCCAUGGCAACCAGGGACCAUCUCCGAUGGAAACACGUGUGAAAAAUGUAACUGUCACAAUAAAGCAGACGACUGUUACUACAAUCAAACCAUCUCUGAACUCUCUUUGAGUUUAAACACUCACGGCGUUCGUCAGGGAGGUGGAGUUUGUUUUAACUGUCAGCAAAACACAGCCGGCAUCAACUGUGAGACCUGCAAAGAUGGAUACUACAGACCUGCUGAGGUUUCUCCAUAUUCUGACUUUCCAUGUGUUGAAUGUAAAUGUGACCUGAGAGGCUCAAAGUCUUCAGUCUGCGCCAGAGACAACACACAGCCAGGUUUGCUUGCAGGUCAGUGCAUGUGUAAGGAGGGGUUUGCAGGUCAACAGUGUGACCGUUGUGCGUUUGGAUACAGAGAUUUUCCUCAGUGUGUUCGCUGUGAGUGUAGCCUGUCAGGCAGCAUCAACACUGACCCAUGCAGCCCCUGCAUCUGCAAG